Messenger RNA from Parascedosporium putredinis, 2541 nucleotides. NCBI's taxonomy places the organism in Eukaryota, Fungi, Ascomycota, Sordariomycetes, Microascales, Microascaceae. The record is from the annotation of a GenBank genome assembly.
AUGCCUGUACCGAAGAAGGAUGACAGAUCUGGCGGGUCAGGUCGUGUGCAAAAUGGGAAUCGAUCCGGAUUUCGUACCGACACCGCCAUCUCGAACAGCCGCUAUGGCAACGAACGAACCCUGAAGGCCUGGGUUCCCGAUAACGCCGAUACGUUCGGUGAUAGCCUUGAAGGGAACAGCUCCUCUGGAGCCUGGGACCAGUUCGCUGCCAACGAGAAGCUUUUUGGCCUCCAGACGGACUACGAUGAGAACAUGAAAGCUCGAGAAAUCGAGAGGAGUACCGCGGUAACGUCGCACGUGGCUGAGGAGCGCAUUAUGGACUUUGCGGGCGGUGGUGAUCUCAACGGUGACGAGGAGGAUAAAUACUCUGGCGUCAAGCGUCAAGACCCGGCCCCACCAUCGGGUCGUGAAAACAAGUACAUGCCACCGGCCAAACGGGCGCCGACCUCCAAGGCCACUGUCAUUGGCGCGCCCGUCGACCCGGCCAUUAUCUCUUCCCAGCUCAGGGUUUCCCAGCCCAAGAAGGCCGGCCAGCAGGGCGCAACAACGUCACCUGUCCCCACCCCCAAGCCUGCGGAAGAAUCCAAGGCACCCAACGCUCCUGAAAAGGCUCCCACCCCCGGCCAGACCAGACCAAGGGAGAGAAGACAUCUGAAGCGAAGAGCAAGGAUUACGAGGGGAACGACACCCAAAACUGGUGAAGCCACGCCUAGUGCGACCGCAACCGUGGAGCGUGACGUGCUCAACUCUUUUAAGAGCUUCGCGAGAGGCCAGAGGAACCAAGCUGAGCGGGUUCGCAUCGGCAAGGCCAAGGCUGAUAAAGAGGUCAAGCUGACAGAGUUGAAGAACUUUGCAAGCACGUUCAAACUGUCCACGCCUGUCCCCAGUGACUUGAUUAGUAUUAUUGCCAAGGAUCCUGCGAGACAAAAGGAAAUCCAGGCGAAGGCUCUGCAGAAUGCCGAAGAAGUCCUCCGUUCCAAGGAUGUGAAGCCCAAGGAAGUCACGACCAAGGAGACGCCUCCCAAGCAGAGCACCGAGCCCUCCACCCCAGCUCCCGCAGAGCAGAAGCCCGCACCCCGCCCGACCCCUUCUCACACGUCUUCUCAUCCCAACUCCCAACAGAACCGCCACGGCGGUGGGCGUCAAGCGUAUGGAGCCUCCAACUUCAACGGCCAGCAGUUCCGUAACGAUCGCGGAGGCCAACAUCCACCGCAGCCACGGACCACCGGCAACCUCGCCCAGCGUAUCAAGAUGCACCAGACGCCCCAAGUGUCUGUUCAGAUUGACGGUCGUGUCCCUCCCACAGCGCCGACGGGUGGCAACGAUGGCUCUUUCAACCGGCGCCUCAGUGGAACGCCAGGCCAUGCGAACAAGCUCAACCCCAACACGCAAGAAUUUAGGCCCAACGCCUUUGCCCCUAGCUUCAGCCCGGCCAACCCGAGCACAGCCUCUAGCCCCAGGUCCAACGUCACGAGUAAUCUCCCAGACGCCGCAUCAGCGUCGCCGGUUCGACAACUCAUUCGACGCAAGACCAAGGCUGUCGAUUGUAAGAAGUGUGAUAUCCUUGCCCAUGUCAAGACCACAAAGGCUCUAGCGCGGAACGGGGAUGACAAUGCUGGUCUUCGUCCCACGUACGACACGCCCCCGACCUGGAGGCAGCUGUUGGACGAAAAAGAGAAGUCGGAUUCGACCAUGCUCCUCACGUAUAAGCAAUACUUUGAGCGGAACCCGUUCGCUGGGCCUCCCGGUGCCGUCUCCACGCCCAACCCCUCCCACAUCAUGCCCAUGGCCCAUCAGCAUCAACUACCGUUCCAUCUCCAGCACGGAGCGCACAAUAUGCCUGCCCGCCCUCGCCCCAUAUGCCGCCUAUGCAGAUGCAUGUUCCCCCUCAACACACGCCUCAUGUUGGCUACGCGAGUACCAUACGGGCAGCCCGUCAUGCAGCCAUAUGCUCCCACCGCGCCUCACAUGGGCCAGUACCGGAGCUUUUCGAACAAUCCCCAGUACAUGCCGCAACAACCCGGCCAUAUGGGCUCUCCGAUGAUGGUUCAGCACCAAUUCGUUGCGGGACCCCAAGGCAUGAUGAUGGCUCCUCCGCAGAUGCAAAUGUUCCACACCUCUCAGGGCCAGUUCAUCCCUCCCGGGGCCGUCGCCGUCCCUCCCCAACCGAUCACCGGUUCCAACGGAUACCCGAGCCCUGGCCGGCCUGCAGCGCCGCCCAUGUCUCAUCAAGGAUCCGCUCAGGGUCAACCCUACGGUAUGAGCCCCAGUAUGGCUUACCAGCAGCCCGUGUAUACGCCGCAGCAGCCUAGCCCCAUGAACAAUGCGCGAGGUUACGGAAGCCCUGCCGCUCACCACUACGGAAGCAGUCCCCAGCACAUGCAUCACUUUGGUGGUCCGCAGCACAGGGCCGGUAGCAACAACUACGGAAACAAGAACUACAAUGCCCACGGCCAGCAGCAUCAGAUGAACCAAAACAACCACACUGCUCCUUCCGGACCCCAGGCAAGGGCGCCCGACGGCCCUGAGGAAGCGAAAUGA